Monascus purpureus is the source of this 1065-nucleotide messenger RNA. The record is from the annotation of a GenBank genome assembly. Lineage: Eukaryota; Fungi; Ascomycota; Eurotiomycetes; Eurotiales; Aspergillaceae.
UCCUCUUUUCCCUUUCCCCUUUCAUAUGCAAUCCACUGAGAUCCUCGCUCCCAUUGUACAAUCCCCACAUUGGGCAGAAAUCCAUUCCGGUUUCGGCAUUUUGCUCAUUCUGUAGAUGCAAGCAUGUCUCCAGUGCAGAACUAAGGUCUCUCGCAACUCAGCCUCCUCUGUCCUGUCUUCACUUCCAUGAAAACACCAAGUCUACGCUGUAUAUCAUCAUGCCUUUUUCAAUCCUCCCCGCCUUAAUCCCAGACAUCCGCACCGUCUACGAUGUCUUCUUCUCCGCCUUCCAAGCAGACCCCAAGGACGCAUUGUUGCUCGAUAUCCUAUUCCCCGGUGGGAGAGUCAACACUCCAGAAUUCCGCGAGGGCCACCGCUCCGGUACUCUGAACUGGUGGCAUACAAGCACAGAUCAGUAUACAUUUAAAUGCAUCGAUACUGAUACAGGGGAGAUCGUGGGAAUGGCAUUGCUAGAUGUAUAUAUCCGUGAACGAAGCGAGGAGCAAAGGAAGAAUCCCGGAGUGCUCUGGCUGCAGGGCAAGGAAAGAGAGUUAGCAGAGAGGAUUGUGAAUCCAUUGGCAGAUAUGAGAGAAAAGCUCUGGGGAGGAAGACCAUAUAUUUAUUGCCAUGUUAUUGCCGUGAAACCAGAAUUUCAACGCCAAAAAGCGGGCACUGCCAUUGUGAGCUGGCAAAAAGAUCUCGUAGAUCAACUGGGGCUACCAAUGUAUUUGGAGUCAAACCCGUCAAUCAAGAACUUCUAUGAGAAAAUGGGAUUCGAGACCCUGCCAGAAACGAUAGUUCACAAGGCAGGAGACCUAGGAACGGACGAGGAUGUAGAAGUCCCUCUGAUGGUGAGGAUGCCAGCAUGUGCCAACGGGAUGAGUUUUCAGGAUUGGAGAGCACAGGGGUAUCCUUCUUGGAGAAUACAUGGCUAAUUCCGUAUACUAAUCCGGAUAAAAAAAAAUCUGUUGUGGCGAUCUACGGCUUCAAUUCUAAAAUUGUGUAAAAAUAAGAGCCAUGGCAUAUAUGAUCAUACCGCUACAGAGGAGAGAGGCAAGCAUGACA